AUGUCCUCCCCCUUGCAGAAUGUGUCUUCUAGCACAUUUGACGCAUCAAUCCUCACCCUUCAGGCCGACUUUUCUAGUGGCCUCACCCUUUUGACAACAGCUCCCACUGCCAAUGAAUUCUUCAGAACCACAAUUUCAACCCCUUGCCCCCCAGAGAAAAUUUUGAAGGAGAUUGUGCAGAAGAUAUGGGGUCAUUCAUCUGUUCAGACAGUUGAUGUUGGUGAGAUACUAGAGAAUGGAUAUGUCACAGAUGAUUUGAGCCUUGAAGCUUGCAUCACAGGCUAUGCCAAGAAAAGGCUCAAGCUUCACCAUAAGUCUAGCCAUAAUACUUGCAGCCUGUCACGACCAACAAAUCUUGGGGCUCCCCCCCAAUCCGAUGUCUGGCCCCUGCCCUAUCAACCAUGCACUGCAUCCAGACCUCCACCCGCAUCUGGACUUCUGCCCGCAUCCGGACCUCCACCCACAUCUGUACCUCUGCCCACCUCCACACCCUCUGGACCUCUGCCACUCCUGGUUGCCCUCUACACCCUGUGGUCAGGCCAACACUCCCCUCUGUCAGGGACGGCUCGAGGAAGGGAGAGGUAG
Messenger RNA from Cantharellus anzutake, 585 nucleotides. RefSeq lists its product as uncharacterized. The record is from RefSeq and is a predicted model, not a curated record. NCBI's taxonomy places the organism in Eukaryota, Fungi, Basidiomycota, Agaricomycetes, Cantharellales, Hydnaceae. The transcript has 5 exons. Bases 1 to 585 code for a protein of 194 amino acids.